UACGGAGUGGAUGCUAUGUGACUGAUAAACUGUAAACCGUUUUAUUGACAUGGAUGUAAUUCGCGAGGAGAUUUUUCUCUACGUCUUGUGGAAUGACAUGUGACUAGUGGCAGGCUAUUGAGGCCGCUUGGAGGCAGUGACCAAGGCUUUCAUUGGCAAUAAAAACCCGUCAGGGAUCAUCUGGCAUCAUGAGUUCACACAACGAAGGAGAUGCGUACACCAUCGCGCCCGAGAUGCCAGCCAUGUUUGAUGGCAUGAAGUUGGCAGCUGUGGCAACAGUGUUGUAUGUCAUCGUGCGCUACUUGAAUCUGAAAAGUCCCACCGCCCCGCCUGAUAUCACCUUCCAAGACACACCUCUCAACCACUACAUCCUGAAGUCCUGCCCCAUCCUUACCAAAGAGUAUAUUCCACCGUUACUAUGGGGUAAAAGUGGACAUUUCCAAACUGCCCUUUAUGGAAAGAUGGGGCGCGUCGGCUCGCCACAUCCAAAUGGACUUCGGAAAUACCUUCCCAUGCAAGAUGGAGCAACAGCCACAUUUGAUCUCUUUGAGCCUUUAUCUGACCAUAUUACAGGGGAUGACAUUACCAUGGUGAUAUGCCCAGGGAUUGGCAACCACAGCGAGAAGCACUACAUCCGCACCUUUGUGGGUUACUCCCAGAGCCAGGGCUACAGAUGUGCUGUCCUUAAUCACCUGGGAGCGCUGCCAAACAUUGAGCUCACCUCACCCCGCAUGUUUACAUAUGGUUGUACGUGGGAGUUUGCUGCUAUGGUGGGCUACAUGAAGAAGGCUUUCCCCCAAACACAGUUCAUUGUGGUUGGCUUCAGCCUGGGAGGGAACAUUGUCUGCAAGUUCCUUGGAGAGAACCGAACCAAUCAGGAGAGGGUGCUGUGCUGUGUCAGCGUCUGCCAGGGCUAUAGUGCACUAAGGGCUCAGGAUACAUUCCUAGAGUGGGACCAGUGCAGGAGACUCUACAACUUCCUCAUGGCAGACAACAUGAAAAAGAUCAUCUUAUCACACAGGGGAAGCCUCUUUGGAAUGAAUUCAAGCAAAAUGAAGGAUGCAGACCUGAGCCACCUCUACACAGCCACCUCCCUCAUGCAGAUAGACGACAGCAUCAUGAGAAAGUUCCAUGGACAUGACUCCUUAAAAGAAUACUAUGAGAAGGAGAGCUGCGUGCACUACAUCCAUAAUGUCAAUGUCCCACUCCUCCUGGUCAACUCAUCAGACGAUCCACUUGUCCAUCAGUCUCUAUUAACGAUACCCCGUACACUUGCAGAAAAGAAGUCCAAUGUGAUAUUUGCCCUGACGCUCCACGGGGGUCACCUGGGCUUCUUCGAGGGUGCGGUCCUCAUCCCCCAGCCCCUCACCUGGAUGGACAAAGUGAUCAUGAGCUAUGCCAACUCCAUCUGCCAGUGGGAGAGGAAGCGGCCCGCCUGCCAGACCGCCUGCCCGGACGCCACGUUCGAGGACACAGAGGGCAAAGGCAAGGCCUAA
This is a messenger RNA of Sardina pilchardus (European sardine), 1496 nucleotides long. RefSeq names its product abhydrolase domain containing 2, acylglycerol lipase b (gene abhd2b). Gene Ontology annotation, cellular component: sperm flagellum; sperm plasma membrane. The record is from RefSeq and is a predicted model, not a curated record. Gene Ontology annotation, molecular function: acetylesterase activity; monoacylglycerol lipase activity. NCBI's taxonomy places the organism in Eukaryota, Metazoa, Chordata, Actinopteri, Clupeiformes, Clupeidae. The coding region runs from base 189 to 1496 and encodes 435 amino acids. Gene Ontology annotation, biological process: sperm capacitation; acylglycerol catabolic process; medium-chain fatty acid biosynthetic process. The transcript is spliced from 11 exons.